AUGAUGUUUCGCAGGAUACACACUGGUCUUUAUGAAAGAAUAAUAUAUUGGUGUAUUUCAAGUGCAAAUUUUGUAGAAGAAGAUAUAUUAUGUAAUAAAAAUUUGUCCUCAAUUGAAAUAUUAUAUCUUAUUCGGUUUUUGAUAGGUCAUCGCGUUUAUGAAUUUACAGAUGAAGCGUGUGCAUAUUUAAAACCUAUAUUAAACCGUUUAAGAAAAAAUGAACAACAACCUGAAAUUCAAACAAAACCAAGAAUUGAUAAUAAAAGAGAAGAAGCUUUAGAACGACGAUCUGCAGAUAUCGUUGAACGCUGGGCAUUUUCGUUGCAACAAAAUUUUGAUACAUUUAAAGUUCUUCAAGAUAUGAUUGAGGAUAAAGACGGUACUACUGAUAAUAAUAAAAUUUGUUUUGAAAACAUAACAAAAUCAACAAGAAUAAGGAUAAUGGAAACAAUCAAAAAACUUUUUUAUGAUAAUCAUGAUAUUGAUAAAACAACAAAUAUAGUUAAUAAUAGUGUUAAUAAAUGGAAUCUUGAUACUGUUCCAAUAACAUCAAUUAAACAACGACCGAAAGAAUCAAUGAAAAUUGAAUUAUAUACAUGUAAAAUUGCAGUGAAAAUGUAUGAUGCUUUAUUCUUCCCACAAUCGUUACAUUUGUUCAAUUGCGACUUAACAACAGAUGAAAUAGGUCAACAAAUUUAUAAUACUGAGAAAACAAUAUUAGAAUUAAAUUAUAAUGUAUUUUGUGUACAGCAAAUAGAUGGCAAUAAUGGUCCUUUACAUCAUGCGGAACGUCGUGGUAUUAAUGUAAAAGAUUUGUUGAAAAAUUUGAUUGAAAAAAAAUUAUUAAGACAAGGGAUGUAUUUAAAAACAGCAGCGCGUAAUAUACUUAGUUAUAUGUGUAUAUUUGAUUUUGCUGAUGAAGAUGAAUUAAAUGAUGUUAAACGAACAUUAAUGGAUCAUUAUGGAUGGACAUUAGAACAUUAUAUUAAACGGUGUUUUCAAAAUAAAGAUUAUCCUAUAAAAAUGGGUAAAACAAUUCAACCGACAGUGCUUGGUCAGCAAGAUUUAGCUAUACAAAAACAAUCAAUGCGAAAUACCAGUGAGACAUUAACGCAAAAUAAGCAAUAUCAAUCUUCAACGGGUAUUCUAAUAGUUAUUACUGCAGUAUUUGUCACCAUUUCGUAG
This is a messenger RNA of Didymodactylos carnosus, 1185 nucleotides long. The record is from the annotation of a GenBank genome assembly. Lineage: Eukaryota; Metazoa; Rotifera; Eurotatoria; Philodinida; Philodinidae.